Molecule: messenger RNA, 892 nt
Organism: Pocillopora damicornis (cauliflower coral)
Lineage: Eukaryota; Metazoa; Cnidaria; Anthozoa; Scleractinia; Pocilloporidae
Source: RefSeq, a predicted model, not a curated record
UUCAUGAUCAACAACAUGGCCAUGAAAUUAGUUAUAGAGACAGUGAAGGCGAGAUUCCCUAGGGUGCCGUAUAUCUCAACUGGAGAGUUGUGGCAGCUUAUGAAAAAAGGCAGUUCAAGUCAGAAGUUAGUCUUGUUGGAUGUUCGAGAAGAGAAGGAAUUUCAAGUUAGCCAUCUUUGCAGUGCCAGGCAUGUUGACCCAUCAACAAAAGACAUGGACAGUCUCAUGAAAACUAUUUGUGAAACAGAGAAAUCAUCUGAAGACAGUGUUCAGGUUGUGUGCUACUGUUCUGUGGGUUACAGGUCAAGCGCUCUUGCUCAGGAGUUGUUGUCUGAAAUGAGAAAGCCUGCUUAUGAAGAAAUAAAAUCGAAGAUUAGGAUUUAUAAUUUGGAAGGUUCAAUCUUUAAAUGGGCCAAUGAGGGUAAAGACCUCGAAGACAACAGAGGAAGGAAGACUACAGUCGCACACCCUUACAGUAGUCUGUGGGGAAAGUUACUGAAUGCAGAGCUGCGGUGCUCAGAACCCUCUGAAUCUGAUGAGAAUCAAGAGAUAGAUCAGAAUAAUUCAUCACCAAAAUCAAGUAAAAUGUGAAUGGUUGAGAAAAGAUUGGUAACAGGCAGGAAGCUCAAAAUUAGUUGUUGCCAGAGCAGAACAAACAUUUAGAGUCAUAUUACUGUCUUCAAAAAGUAGCAUACUAGGCUACAUUAUUAAUCCUUUCACUCCUCAGAGUGACCAAACAGAAAUAUUCGCACGUUUUCAAAUAAAAAGGUGAUAAGAAGCAAAGAAACAAAAUUUGAGAUACACACAAUCUGAUUGUCCAUUUACUAUGACAUCGGAAACCAACUGAUUGAUUUAAAAGUAUCGGUGCUAAAUAAAACGACGUUUGAUAGGA